Molecule: messenger RNA, 918 nt
Organism: Acanthamoeba castellanii str. Neff
Lineage: Eukaryota; Discosea; Longamoebia; Acanthamoebidae
Product: 11beta-hydroxysteroid dehydrogenase-like, putative
Exons: 7
Coding region: 1-918 (305 amino acids)
Molecular function (GO): oxidoreductase activity
Source: RefSeq, a predicted model, not a curated record
AUGCUGCGCGAGGUGCUGCUGUCGCUGCUCAACUUCUCGUUCUGGCUGGCACUGCCGGCUGCCGUUCUCAAGCUGUGGCGCAGCAUCUAUCGUCCUCGCGAGUGGGAAGCCAAGGGCAGGGGAAUCGUCAUCACGGGCGCAUCGAGUGGCAUCGGUGAGGAGCUCGCCUACCAAUACGCCAAGCAGGGCAGCAGGCUGGUGUUGUGCGCUCGACGGGAGGGCGAACUGAAGGCCGUGGCCGAAAAGUGCGAGUCGCUCGGCGCACAGCUCGUGCACUACACGCUGGCCGACGUCAGCAAGACCGAUGACUGCAAGAGGCUGAUGGAGGAGGCGGCCGAGAAGUGCGGCGGAGUCAUCGACAUGAUCGUCCUCAACGCCGGCAUCUCCAUGGGCGUCCCUUUCGAGGAUGUGGAGGACCUGGCCAUCUUCCGGCGGCUGAUGGAGGUCAACUACUACGGCUGCGUGGACUGCACCCACUUUGCGCUGCCCUUCCUCAAGAAGUCGACGCAUGCCAAGAUCCUCGUCAUCUCCUCCCUCGCCGGCAAGGGCGGCGUCCCGCACCGCUCCGGCUACUGCGCCAGCAAGUUCGCCCUCCACGGGUUCUAUGAAACGCUGCGCCAGGAGCUUUCGCCCAAGUACCCGAUCGGGGUGACGCUGGUGUGCCCGGGCUUCGUGAAUACCAACAUCAACGCCACGCGCCUCGGCCCCAACCCCACCACCUUCGACAUCAGCAAGGCCAUGCCCGUCGAGGAGGCGGGGCGGAUCAUCGUGUCGGCGGUGAGGAACGGCAAGCGCGAGGAGGUGUUCACGCGCGAGGGCAAGAUCGGCGAGUGGGUGCGCUUCUUCCUCCCCGAGCUCUACGACGCCGCCGCCAUCCGCAAGAUCGCCGUCGAGACCAAGCGCACCGACCAGCACUAA